UUGUGACCUGUGGAAUAAUGGGUGGUAAUUACAUUUAACUACAAUUACAACUUAGAAGAAUUCAGGACCCUCUCAUUCUCCUAACUUGGUAGCCUUUCAUUUAGUUUUAAAAGGGCAGUUUUGGGGAAGGGUUAUUAUCAUUUAAACUAUAAACUAAAUUUCUCCCAAAGUUAGCUUCUCCUGUGCUCAGGAAUGACCAAAGACAGCCAGUCUGUGAGGCUAGAAUCAAGAUGGGGUAAACCAUGUCAGAUUUCUCUUACUGUUAAAAUUUUGCGAAGGCAGUUUCAACAGAAAUUAACAUGUCUAGGAUAGUUGCUUUUUCUAUUAUUUUUUCUAUUACUGCAUUUACUUUCAUUCUGCCUUAUGCUUUGCCUCAUGCUUUAACUAGGUAAUUUUUUUUUUUUUUUAGUUUUGGCGGCAUCAACACUAUGACCACCGCAUGCUGCCUACGUGGUAGACUCUCAAUAAGCAUGGAACUGAACCUCUUACAGGAUUUGUAACUCACUUCUGUGGUAGCUAGUAAACUGGAACACGCGCUUUCCCUGGGCUGCUCUGUCCUCCCAGGUUUCAGCACUGGGAAAUCGCUUGGGCCCCCGCCCAGAGGCGGGGCUUGGGUGGGCUGACCACUCCUCUGGCCUCCAAUACUGUCGCUGACGUUCUCGUCUAUGCUCCAGCAGCCGUAGCUCACUCCGGUGGAGGCGGGACUUCCUAUAGCACUUCCGGCCAGAGCCUAAAGCUUUGCUGCUGGGCAGUUCGCUGGAGGGACUGCUGCUUGGAACACUUGGAGUCUCCGCGGGCAGAUCUCAUAUUUUGGAUUCUGGAUAUAUUAUAAUGAGUGACACUUUGACAGCGGAUGUCAUUGGUCAAAGAGUUGAAGUUAAUGGAGAACAUGCAACAGUACGUUUUGCUGGUGUUGUCCCUCCCGUGGCAGGACCCUGGUUAGGAGUAGAAUGGGACAAUCCCGAGAGAGGAAAGCAUGAUGGGAGCCACGAAGGGACUGUGUAUUUUCAAUGCAGGCACCCAACAGGAGGAUCCUUUAUUCGUCCGAACAAGGUAAAUUUUGGAACAGACUUUCUUACUGCAAUUAAGAACCGCUAUGUGUUAGAAGAUGGACCAGAGGAAGAUAGAAAAGAGCAAAUUGUUACAAUUGGAAAUAAACCUGUGGAGACUAUCGGUUUUGACUCUAUUAUGAAACAGCAAAGUCAGCUGAGCAAGUUGCAAGAAGUUUCUCUGAGGAACUGUGCAGUAAGUUGUGCUGGUGAAAAAGGAGGAGUUGCCGAAGGAUGUCCUAAUAUUAGAAAGGUAGAUUUGUCAAAAAACCUAUUGUCAUCAUGGGAUGAAGUGAUACACAUUGCUGAUCAGCUCAGACACCUGGAAGUCCUUAAUGUCAGUGAAAAUAAACUAAAAUUUCCCUCCGGUUCAGUAUUAACUGGAACGCUUUCUGCACUGAAGGUUUUAGUCCUCAAUCAAACAGGAAUAACGUGGGCUGAGGCUCAUGCGCAGUGUGGUGGCAGCAGGCACGGUCUCGACAUGCAGAAAGACGCCAGCAAGCUCGUGGAUCUGUGCGUGCUGCAGAAAUGCUCCACCAGCAACUGCAUCAUCAGUGCCAAGGACCACACAUCCAUGCGGAUGAACGUGGCCAAGGUGCUGCGGUGUGCCAUGGGGUGCCCAGGCCUGGAGGAACUCUACCUUGAGUCUAACAAUAUUUUCAUUUCCGAAAGGCCAACAGAUGUUCUCCAGACAGUCAAGUUAUUAGACCUUUCCUCUAAUCAAUUAAUUGAUGAAAAUCAGCUGUAUCUGAUAGCCCACCUGCCCAGGUUAGAACAAUUAAUCCUCUCUGACAUUGGAAUUUCUUCUCUACAUUUUCCAGAUGCUGGAAUUGGGUGCAAAACAUCCCUGUUCCCGUCCUUGAAGUACCUUGUAGUAAAUGACAAUCAGAUAUCACAAUGGUCAUUUUUCAAUGAGCUAGACAAGUUACCAAGUCUACGGGCUUUGUCCUGCCUAAGAAACCCCCUGACCAAAGAGGACAAAGAAGCAGAGACAGCCCGUCUGCUCAUUAUCGCCAGCAUUGGCCAGCUGAAGACGCUGAACAAAUGUGAGAUUCUCCCCGAGGAGAGGCGGAGAGCUGAGCUUGACUACCGAAAAGCUUUUGGAAAUGAGUGGAAACAGGCUGGUGGACAUAAGGAUCCGGACAAAAACAGACUCAGCGAAGAAUUCCUCACAGCCCAUCCCAGAUACCAGUUCCUCUGCCUGAAAUACGGCGCACCUGAAGAUUGGGAGCUCAAAACACAGCAGCCACUUAUGCUGAAAAACCAGCUACUAACACUGAAGAUAAAGUACCCUCAUCAACUUGAUCAGAAAGUCCUGGAGAAACAACUGCCGGGCUCCAUGACAAUUCAAAAGGUGAAGGGAUUGCUGUCACGUCUUCUCAAAGUUCCUGUGUCAGACCUUCUGUUGUCCUAUGAAAGUCCCCAAAAGCCAGGCGUUGAAAUCGAGCUGGAAAAUGACCUAAAGUCAUUACAGUUUUAUUCUGUGGAAAAUGGAGAUUGUCUAUUAGUGCGAUGGUGACAACCAACUAAUAAGAUUUAGAGAGUCUGGGGUUCACCGGAAAUAAAUGAUUCACUGGAAGAACUCUACUGUCAAAACAAAGCGGGUUUACAACUUGCCCUAAGUAUAACAAGGGAUGUAUUUUAACAACGGAUGUAUUUUUUGUUGGGAAGUGACCAUUUCUAGGCUUAUACAUAAUAGCAAUAAUAAAGGCUUUGAACCUA
Molecule: messenger RNA, 2771 nt
Organism: Pongo pygmaeus (Bornean orangutan)
Lineage: Eukaryota; Metazoa; Chordata; Mammalia; Primates; Hominidae
Gene: TBCE
Product: tubulin folding cofactor E
Exons: 18
Coding region: 832-2568 (578 amino acids)
Biological process (GO): translation; cytoskeleton organization
Cellular component (GO): ribosome
Molecular function (GO): protein binding; structural constituent of ribosome
Source: RefSeq, a predicted model, not a curated record